This is a messenger RNA of Penicillium egyptiacum, 777 nucleotides long. The record is from the annotation of a GenBank genome assembly. NCBI's taxonomy places the organism in Eukaryota, Fungi, Ascomycota, Eurotiomycetes, Eurotiales, Aspergillaceae.
AUGAUGUUCAUCAUUGGGUGUGUCGGAUUGGGCCUGAACAUCAUUAGCGCAGUUUUCCUUCACGAACAUGGACAUGGACAUGGACACAGUCAUGGCCCUAGCCUAUCACCCACAAUCGAGACACCCGUUCUCGAGGAAUGCCAUAAUUCCAGUACCAAGCAUGACGAUCACAAACAUCUUCAUUUCGAAAAACAUCACUGUGCAGACUCAGGCGGCCACAGCCAUGGUCAUGGCGGCCACGACCACGGUGAUCUGGGUAUAAUGGGAGUGAUGCUCCACGUUAUCGGCGAUGCAAUCAAUAACCUGGGCGUCAUGGCGGCUGGUCUGAUUAUCUGGCUCGCAGCACCCCAUGCUAGCCGAUACUAUGCCGAUCCCGGUGUGAGCAUGUUCAUUGCCAUUCUCAUUAUUCUAUCGUCUUUCCCUCUGAUGCGCCGAGCCGGGAUGAUCCUGCUAGAAAGCGUGCCUACAGGGGUCGAUAUGUGCGAUGUCAAACACGACCUAGAAAAGAUCAAGGGCGUCAACUCAAUCCACGAACUCCACAUCUGGCGCCUCAACCAACAAAAGACCCUCGCCUCAGUGCACAUUGUCGUGUCCGACGACUCUGUCGAGAACUUUAUGAAGACAGCCCGGGUGAUCAACCAGUGUUUCCACGCCUAUGGAAUACACUCGAUUACACUUCAGCCAGAACUGCUGGAAGUCGAUGAGUGUUUCCAUGAAACUUCCCGGUGCCAGGUUAUCUGCGGGACGGUAUGCGAGCAGUUGACCUGCUGUGGAUAG